AUGGGAAAAAAUGAGCCGCAGACAUUCGGGGGAACGUUCUCAGGAGUUCUAUACAGCCUGGUCUUCUGCCUCAGUCUGACGGGGAACACCUUUCUGCUAUGGGCGCUGCUGAGACACGAGGACCUGAGGAAGACCACCAACCUCUUCCUCCUGCAGCUCACCAUCUCUGACCUUCUCCUCACCUCCUCCCUCCCCUUCUGGGCCGUCUACCACCUCCAUGAGUGGGUCUUCGGGGCCCUGGCAUGCCACUUUGCCGUAGGCGCCUUCUUUCUUGGAUUUUACAGCUACAUGCUGUUCCUGACGGCCAUGACCGUCGACCGCUACAUCGCGGUGGUACACGCCUUGUCGGCCACAUGGGCGCGGAUGCUGCGCUACUUCAAACUGACGAGCGCCGUGCUGUGGGCAAUCAGCGUGGCGGCGAGUGUCCCUGAGGCGUUCUUCUCACAGACAAGGGUCAGCCACGACGGGACGCUGUGUGAGGCCUCCUCCCGGCCCCUGGCCUGGGAGCUGCUGGGAUACUACCUGCAGAUAUGGCUCUUUUUCCUCCUGCCCUUCACAGUCAUCCUCUUCUGCUACGUCAGGAUCUGGGCCACCAUCUCCAGGUGCAGGUCGGGGAAGCGCCACCGGGUGGUCAGGCUGAUAUUCUUCAUCGUGGCGGUCUUCUUUGUGUGCUGGGCUCCCUACAACAUCGUCCUCUUCCUCUCCUCCCUCACUUUGCUGGGCUGGGAUGCCCCUCAGUCGCUCGAAUACGCCUACUACGUCUGCCACUCCCUGGCCUACUGCCAUUGCUUCCUGAAUCCCGCCUUCCACAUCUUCGGCGGCGGGAAGUUCUGGAAAUACCUCUCUGGGAGAAGGCUGUCCAUCAGGUCCCCGUGGAGCCAGCCCUCUCAGAGCAGCGGGCACAGAGCCUCAACCUCCCACCACACGUAUGUGUGACCG
Megalops cyprinoides (Indo-Pacific tarpon) is the source of this 939-nucleotide messenger RNA. Its product is annotated as C-C chemokine receptor type 4-like. Gene Ontology annotation, biological process: G protein-coupled receptor signaling pathway; chemotaxis; immune response. Gene Ontology annotation, cellular component: membrane. NCBI's taxonomy places the organism in Eukaryota, Metazoa, Chordata, Actinopteri, Elopiformes, Megalopidae. The transcript has a single exon. The record is from RefSeq and is a predicted model, not a curated record. Bases 1 to 936 code for a protein of 311 amino acids. Gene Ontology annotation, molecular function: chemokine receptor activity.